CCCUACGCAUUCCCUUUAAUUUUCUCACCUUCUAACAUAAAUUGAAACCCCUAAAUUUCCUUCGUUUCGCCUAGCUCUCACUUUCUUGUCCCCCCCUCUUGAAAUCUGAGCUCUCUCCCUCUCCCUCUCCCUCUACGGUACUUUUAAGUGGAUCGUGUCUUCUCAAUCUAUCAGCUGGAAUAUUGCGUCCAAUAAUCAUGGCUGCUUUCGUGUUCUUAGUGUUUUUCCUUGCCCUAACUGCCCGAUCUUAUGCGAACUAUUGCCUGUGUAAAGAUGGGGUGAACCAACAAGCCCUCCAAAAGGCACUGGACUAUGCGUGUGGAGCUGGAGCAGAUUGCUCCCCAAUCCUCUCCAAUGGAGCCUGUUUCCAGCCCAACACCGUCAAAGAUCACUGCAAUUAUGCCGUCAACAGUUAUUUCCAGAGAAAAGGCCAGACCCAAGGCAGCUGCGACUUCUCCGGCGCCGCCACCCCCAGCGUUACCCUCACCGCCUCCGUGGUUUCUGGUUGCGUCUAUCCUUCAAGCCCCAGGUACUUAAUUUAAGUUUGAUUCGUUUUCUUAUCUACCAGAAAUUUCUGAUUUCAAUGGUUGCCGGUCGUGUUUGGGUGAUGGGA
Momordica charantia (bitter melon) is the source of this 613-nucleotide messenger RNA. The record is from RefSeq and is a predicted model, not a curated record. Lineage: Eukaryota; Viridiplantae; Streptophyta; Magnoliopsida; Cucurbitales; Cucurbitaceae.